Oncorhynchus keta (chum salmon) is the source of this 7656-nucleotide messenger RNA. RefSeq names its product transmembrane protein 60-like. The coding region runs from base 2373 to 2777 and encodes 134 amino acids. NCBI's taxonomy places the organism in Eukaryota, Metazoa, Chordata, Actinopteri, Salmoniformes, Salmonidae. The record is from RefSeq and is a predicted model, not a curated record. The transcript has 2 exons.
UUCACUAGGGUUAGUGUUUUAAUAAGAUAAUUACACAUUUUUCUGAUUGAAUUUAAUUUUGGUUUAGAAUUUAGGAAUUUUUGUUUGUGUAUAAAGUAUUUGGCAACAAUAAUUUUAAAAAAUAACAAUAAUUUCAAUGGUUUUGUUAUCAUUGCAAUAGUAACAUAUUUUAUGAUGAAAUUAUAGGCAGUGUUCAUAAUGGUAAAUAAGUACUUUGCAAGGUUUUCCCAAAAUUCUGACACAAAUUUACAUUCAAAGAACAAGUGAGAGAGAUUCUCACCUUCUUUUUCACAGAAAACACAGAUAUCAUCAAUAGCCACAAAUAUGGAAAUCAUAGAAUUACAUGGAUAUAUCUUAUGUAAAAUGUUGAAGUGCACUUCCUUAACUUUGUUUGGUAUACAGUAUUUGUAAGGUUUCAAGUAAACCCACACCUUCCAAUCUGAGUUCUGGAUAAACUUUGAUCAUUCCCAAAAUUAAGAUGACUUUUCACAAGUGUAGUUAGACCACUGAGAACGGCGUUGAUCACAGAAAUAAACUCUCUGAAAGGUAUUGGAAACUCUUUCAAUGUUAUAAAUUGUUCAUAUGUGAGAAUAUUACCCUUGUUCUCGAAAAUAUCAAGAACAAAGUCAAUAUUCCUCUCGUGCCAGCUGGGGUAGAACAAUGACUUAUUCCACAAAAGAGCUUUAUGAAAAAAGGGGGAAAAUUGUGCAGGAAACAUAUUUUCCAGGCCUCUUAACGGGCUGUGUUAUGUGUAGGUUUACCCUGGCGUGACGUUUUGAUAACCUUGUAAAUCUCUUUCGGACAAGAUGACUUUUAUCAAUAUAUUAAUCCGUUUAUUGAUAUGCUACACCUGUAAGGGGGAUGGAUUAACCUGGCAAAAGAGAAAUGCUCACUAACAGGGACGUAAACAAAUUUGUGAUCAAAAUUUGAACAUUACAGGGAUCUUUAAUUUCAGCUCAUGAAAUAUGGGACCAACACUUUACAUGUUGCGUUUGUAUUUUUGUUGAUAGUAGUUAACAUUUAUUUAACAGUACCUUGAAAACGGCACCAAUUUGUCAAUGCUUUUAGCUGAGCUGGGGAUCUCAUUGCCCAUCAGCAGGCGAAUCUAGCGCUCAGCACCUUAUUGUGACGUUUUAUUGAUAAAGUUUAGGACUAAUGACCAACUGAGUAUUCUACUCAAUGCAUCCACAUUGGGCGCUGGUGAUUUUUUCUUCUUCUAAAGUGCAAUACUGUGGCUUGAAAACAUGUCAUUUCAUUUUCUCGCCAGAUUGAUUUUAGAUGCAGUAUGUUUAGCUACGAUUGAGGGGAGACCUCCAGAUUUUAACUAGCUAACAUUAGCAUUACUAUCUAUUUUUCCCAAGCUUUGCUAGCUAAUGACAACAUUGCGAUCUGUCUAAAGUAAAUUUGACAAUACGAUGAUGGCAAAGUUGUUUCCUACAAAAUGUGCCUACUUUUCCAAUGUAGUUAUAUUCCUAAACCCCUAUCAGUCACUAGCCCCGUUCUACCUUCGAGCAUCAAUGUGGCUGUGGCGGCUGAAGAACGUUGUUCUGCAAAGGGUUGGUCAAAACAGGCAUUGUGAUUGGUUGAGACAUAUUCUAAACCAUACUAAAAAACGUUUAGCGGUAAUCCUAUGACGCAAAAAUCUUGUUUUCCGUCCCAUCUGAGAAUUCCCUGCGCAGCCAGUGUCCCUUCAGCCCAGCCAAUUCAUUAACUUGAUCUCCACUGUAAAAAGAAUCUAGACAUUAUUUCCCCUUGCUUCUAGCCUAACAUUUGGUUUGUAACAACCGGGGUUUGUACAAACAUUGAUGUCUGUCUCUCAACAUUUGCAGCAUUGUUUCAAUAUUGAAAUUCGAUCUACACUGUCCUAUUUUGAAUUUUUGUAUCAGGACUAGGACAUAUUUUCUCAGCCAGUCGAAAUGAAUCAACAUAAUUUGAAUGGAUAUAUGCAAAAUAAAUACCAUUAGAAAAACAGGUCAAACGAAAUUAAAUGCAGCUACUUUGCUGAUAUUCUAGCUGCAUGGUUUGAAUUGACUGUGUUAGCUUUAGUUGGCUGGCUAGCAAUGGCUGUCCUUAUGCAUGACGCGACUAGAGCAGUAAAAAUAAAUAUUUUGCCUUACCCGUGGUAUACGGUCUGAUAUACCACGGCCAUACAGGGCUCGAACCACCCAGUUUACAAUGGCACAGACACAAAGAUUGAGUCCUAACUAUCUCUAUGGCGUGUUGCUCACACACGUAUCUGCCCUCUCAUUGGUUAGAAUGGUCCCACCUGAUCUCGCCUCCUACCGCCUGCCUUCCAUCUGCUCAUCUCACGCUUGACCAGAACUUACCAGUGUCACAGUUAACGUACCCCCUCCAGGCCACCCCUCACUUAAAUGAGAAUGUCUCUGGCCCAGAGAGUCCUACUGUCAUGGACCUUCACCCUCAUAUUCCUCAUCAUGCUGGUCCUCAAACUGGACUCCAAGAUCCACUGGAACUGGUUCCUCAUCUUCCUCCCUGUAUGGACAUUUGACACCAUUCUCAUCCUCAUGCUGGUGGUGAAGAUGGCGGGUCGGUGCAAGCCCGGCUAUGACCCACGGGACGACCAGCAGAACCUGUGGCAGAGGGUGUUGUACCUGAUUGCAAUGCUGCUGAAACUGGGCUUCUGUCUGACGCUGUGCGCCCGGUUGGAGAGGCUGACGGACAUCUGGCUCAGUGUGGUGUGUGUCCCCCUCUGGGCCAUGCUGGUCGGGGCCAUGGUGGAGCUUGGCUAUAAUGUCUUUCACUACCGGAGAGACUGAGAGGAGGGAGAAAGAUGGAGAUUGAUUUUAUUUACUCAGUCUAAAGACUGCAACUGAGUCUGUAAGGGAGGUGAAUGGGAGAUUAUUGUAAUCCACUGCAGGAGAAACUGAACUGAAAAGGACUAUGAUGAAGAUAACAAAUGGAUUGGAUUAUUUUACUACAGCAGAUACUGAAAGAAGGGGGGUGAAGGGAGAUUGUUCCCACGAGUACAGAAUGUAAAGACUACUACAAGAGAGGCCGAGGGGGAGGAGAGAGUAGUGAAAUGGCACUAAUGACAAUGUAUUUGACUUUAUGAUGCUCCCAAAUGUAAUCUUUAUUUCGCCAUAGUGAUGCAUCAAGCAAUGUUGCAGCCAUGAUGGUCUCUGCCAGGGGAACUGAAGUCAAGACUGGGACUAUUCCACAGCUGAUUUGUUAUUGCUCAGCUAUAAUUAAAAACAUUUGCAUCUGACUAGGAUUGUGCAGAAACAUUUUCCUGUUUCUUCAGAAAAUGUUAUGAAAAUACAUUUACUUGAAGAACAAUGCAAAUGCAAAGUUUGGUAACUGAAUGACAUUUUGUGCUGUUUACUGUCAUUUUGUUAACAAACUUUUCAUUGUUUUUCAAAUAUAUGUGUGGGACUCGGUAAUCGACUCAAUUGAUGCUCCAGUGUAUAAUUUUUCUGCCGUGUGAUAUUUGAGACGUGUUGGUUGAGAAUUCAGAGAAUUCGUAAGCAGACUCUAACCCUUCCUCUCCAGACAGACUGACUGGUCUGUGCAUGUGCAUGUGUUAUUCUCUGAUAACUGGGACCGUUAAGGUCCAAUGGGUUUAUAUGUGAACAUUGGUAUUGAUUAUGUUUCUUUUAAGUGUGAUAGGGAUAUUUUUUUCCCUGGAGACCAUGAAGAAACACACAAAUCAUAAAAUGUCUCUACUUUGCUGAAGUUUUCAAAUAUCUGCCUGGGUUGGAUUGGUGAAAGCAGAAUGACUGAUUAUACAACAGUAGGUCCCUGCAUUCAUUUAUCCAAUCACAUGCAGAUCAGUGACUACCUCAAAGAAGGGAGAAGGUGUACAUUUUCUAUGGUUUGGAACAUGGCUCAGUGUGAUAUGAAGUGAAUUACAUAACUGGUAAUCUGACCCAAUCCAGAGAGUAUGGAGGGGGGGAUUGCCUACCCUCCGGGGUGUUGUGUUGUGUAAGAGAUCUUGGUGAAUCGGGGACAGGACUUGUACUGUUACUGGGUCGUUCCACAAAAUGAGUGCCUUUUGCGUUCCUUUGAUAUUUUAAGUAUACAUUUUAAAAGCCUGUUUAUUCAAUGAAGUUCCCUUUAAUAUAGACUACAGAGAAUGAAAUAAAUCAGAUUUUUAUUUGAAUAAAGACUUGCUAAAGUGCCAAAAUUCAGCAUUUUUACAUGUCCCUCUGUGACUUCCAGGAAGAUUUUAACCCACUUUUCCUCAAAAUCUCAAAGUUUUUACCAUCGUUGUAAAGCCCUAGUUAGGGAGUGAACAUUAUUUAAAAUAACGGUUACAUGGAGAAAAGCGGAUCUCACUGCAGCAAAAUAUAUUUGACAUAAACCCUCACUGAACGCUGAAAAAAAUGGCCCUAUACCAAAAAUAAUAAUUAAAACAAAGUGGAUAGCAGAGAACAUGUCUACAGUGCCUUCAUAAAGUAUUCACACCCCUUGACCUUUUCCACAUUUUAUAUUACAAUCUGAUUUUAAAAUGGAUUAAACAGAGAUGUUUUGGUCACUGGCCUAAACAAUAUUCCAUUAAUGUCAAAGUGGAAUUGUGUUUGUAAUUGUUUUUACAAAUUAAUAAAAAAUUGAGAGCAGAAAUGUCUUGAGUCAAUAAGUAUUCAACCCCGUUGAUUUUUUUAAUGAAUACCUCAUCUCUGUACCCCACACAGAAUUAUCUGUAAGGUCCUUCAGUCGAGCAGUGAAUUCCAAACACAGAUUCAAGCACAAAGACCAGGGAGGUUUCUCAAUGCCUCGCAAAGAAUGGCACCUAUUGGUAGACGGGUAAAACAAAAAAAAAGCAGACAUUAUAUAUACCUUUGAGAAUGAAGUUAUUAAUUACACUUUGGGUGGUGUAUCAAUACACCCAGUCACUACAAAGAUACAGGCCUCCUUCCUAACUAAUUUGCCAGAGAGGAAGGAAACUGCUCAGUGAUUUUACCAUGAGGCCAAUGGUGACUGUAAAACAGUUAAAGAGUUUUGUCUUUGAUAGUAGAAAACUGAGGAUGGAUCAACAUUUUAUUUACUCCACAAUACUAACCUAAUUGACAGUGGGAAAAGGAAGCUUGUGCAGAAUAAAAAUAUUCCAAAAUAUGCAUCCUGUUUGCAACAAGGCACUAAAGUGAUACUGCAGAAAAUGUGGCAAAGCAAUUCACUUUUUGUCCUGAAUACAAAGUGCUUUGUUUGGGGCAAACCCAAUAUAACACAUUACUGAGUCCUACUCUCCAUAUUUUCAAGCAUAGUGGUUGGUGGCUGCAUCAUGUAUGCUUGUAAUCGUUAAGGACUGCGGAGUUCUUCAGGAUAAAAAAAUUAAUGGAAUGGAGCUAAGAACAGGCUAAAUCCUAUAGGUAAACCUGGUUCAGUCUGCUUUCCACUGGGAGAGGAAUUCACCUUUCAGCAGGACAAUAACCUAAAACACAAGGCCAAAUCUACGCUGGAGUUGCUUACCAAGAAGACAGUGAAUGUUUCUAGGUUGAGUUACAGUUUUUACUUAAAUCUACUUGAAAAUCUAUGGCAAGACCUGAAGUCUAAGCAAUAAUCAACAACAUAUUUGACAGAGCUUGAAGAAUUUUGAAAAGAAUAAUGGGCAAAUAUUGCACAAUCCAGGUGUGGACUGCCACUUAGAGACUUACCCAGAAAGACUCAGCUGUAAUCGCUGCCAAUGGUGCUUCGACAAAGUAUUGACUCAGUGAUGUGAGUACUUAUGUAAAUGAGAUAUUUUUGUAUUUCAUUUUCAAUAAAUUUAGAAAAAUGUCUAAAAACACGUUUUCACUUUGUUAUUAUCGGGUACUGUGUGAAGAUGCAUGAGAAAAAAUAACAUAUUUAAUUAACUUUGAAUUCAGGCUGUAACACAACAAAAUGUGGAAUAAGUCAAGGGUUAUGAAUACUUUCUGAAGGCACUGUAGAUAUGGAGUUUUACAAACUGUUCUUUGUCCUGUAAGCAUUACAUGGCAACGCCGGCAUUUUGAUAUCAGAAGGUUGUGGGUUCACAGAGCACUGUGGACAGGAGUAGUGGUGGAAAAAUAUUUUUUAUAGUAAAAGCAUUGCAUGAAUAUAUCAUCGUUUUUGCAUGUCAGAGAAACAAAUAGCAGUUUAUAAACAUUUAUGCAAUUCUACAUCAUUUUACAUAUUAGCAGAAUAUUUUUUAAUACCACACAAAUUACCAAAAUCACAGGCCAAGAACGGACAUAGGCCUAUGUGUACAUAUUUUCAUAUUUCUCCAAUGCCAAAUCAGUAUGUCUUGUUUGCAACAAAACUGUCCCGGUUUGCAAAUAAUUGAAUCGGAGUCGUCGUUAAGCAUGGUACUUUCAAAAGUUAGGCUGACCUUUCCACCCCAGACAAAGUAGCCCUACCGAUGUAGAAAAAUCUAAGCUUUAACUUCUGGCUACUCUUCUUCCGUGGCUUUAACCCAACGAGAGACGGUCACAAGUGUGUCCAUAAAAAACAUUCUAUAGUACAGAAAGUGAAUAGCCUAAUCAAUGGAUAGUAACAGAAUUAGAUGACUUCCCAAGCAAAGUUAGUUUUGGUCUCCUCUGCUAUAGAAGGUUGUAUCUCAGUGUCUGAAUGUCAAAGAAACUAUGCCCCGACGAAUUGAGGCUGUUCUGAGGGAAAAAGGGGGAAGGUGUUCCUAAUGUUUUGUAUACACAACUAGCAACUCAUUCUAAAACAUAGAAAAAUAUUGACAUUUUAUCAAUUACAAAUGACAUGACCUUCCCCUAUAUAUUUAAAAAAUACUUAACCCUCCCCUUGACUGAAAUUGAAAAAAGCGCAACCCUCCCCCAUUUCCCUCCAGGUAACCAUUCUGUACUUAAUAUAGUAAGUAUUGAGAUGGUAAAACGUGUCAUUCAUUAAGUUUGAGCUAAAUAAGGCUAAUGCUGGGUUCAAACCAAACUCUGCAUCCCUUUAGAGUCCCACGGGAAUGGAUUGAGAAACACCAGCUGGGGUGUGCCUGGUUUGACAACACUUCUUAGAACAUUCCUUAAUAUUCUACCUGUAACGGGCUACGGCCAAACUCAUACUCCUGAACAUAGAUGAAAUCGUAUAGAGCCUAUGAUGUAGAUCAACUCAAGUCAACUAUUUUCGGACAAGUUUGUCUGCCAAAAGACAGACCAUUUGUGCCUUUUUUGUCAGAGAAUCACCAUCCGUUGUCAUUCAUCGGCUGUCUCUGCCUGGCCGGUUCCCCUCUUUCCACUGGGAUUCUCUGCCUCUAACCCUAUUACAGGGGCUGAGUCACUGGCUUACUGGGGCUCUCUCAUGCCGUCCCUGCAGGGGGUGCGUCACCUGAGUGGGUUGAUUCACUGUUGUGGUCAUCCUGUCUGGGUUGGCGCCCCCCUUGGGUUGUGCCGUGGCGGAGAUCUUUGUGGGCUAUACUCAGCCUUGUCUCAGGAUGGUAAGUUGGUGGUUGAAGAUAUCUCUCUAGUGGUGUGGGGGCUGUGCUUUGGCAAAGUGGGUGGGGUUAUAUCCUUCCUGUUUGGCCCUGUCCGGGGGUGUCCUCGGAUGGGGCCACAGUGUCUCCUGACCCCUCCUGUCUCAGCCUCCAGUAUUUAUGCUGCAGUAGUUUGUGUCGGGGGGCUAGGGUCGGUUUGUUAUAUCUGGAGUACUUCUCCUGUCCUAUUCGGUGUCCUGUGUGAAUCUAAGUGUGCGUUCUCUAAUUCUCUCCUUCUUUCUUUCUCUCUC